AUGUUCCCAAGAUACUCGAUAGUUUUUCUACUAUCCACCAUCAGUAUCGCCGCACAUGCGUCUCCACGCAGCAGCGCAGUCCAAAAAAGCCCCAGCGUCAUCAUCACCGGCCCCUCCUCCCUCAACAUAACCCACCUACUCGUCCACAGAUACACAAACACACCCAGAUAUCUGUAUGACGCCGUCAACCACAACGCUUAUCGCCUCGGCGACACAACCUUCCACAGCUUCGCCUUCUCCCUCCAGGAAGAAUGGCAGUUCGCUCUGCGCGGGUAUUACAAUCUCGCGCGAUUCACUGCAGAGUCCAGCGACGUUAACCUCACACCAGGCUUGAUCUGGGUCCAGGAGGAUCAGCUCUACGUUCGUCUUGUUACGGGGACACCUCGUGAGCCCCAGAUGAGCACUUUCCGUCUAGGGAGUGUGAAGGUGUGGAAGUGGCAUGUGGUAUCUGUUCUGGCCAAGUGGGGUGUUGAGGGAAACGGAAAUCUCCAGUUGUGGGUUGAUGGGGUGAAGGUCCUGGAGGAGUCGGGGGUGGAUACGAUUAUGGAUGAUGGGGGAUUGUUCCGGUUUGAGAGUUGUGGAUUGGGGAGGUGUUUGGGGGUGUAG
Aspergillus viridinutans is the source of this 606-nucleotide messenger RNA. RefSeq lists its product as uncharacterized. The record is from RefSeq and is a predicted model, not a curated record. The coding region runs from base 1 to 606 and encodes 201 amino acids. Lineage: Eukaryota; Fungi; Ascomycota; Eurotiomycetes; Eurotiales; Aspergillaceae. The transcript has a single exon.